Messenger RNA from Coprinopsis cinerea okayama7#130, 2421 nucleotides. RefSeq lists its product as hypothetical. Bases 1 to 2421 code for a protein of 806 amino acids. The transcript is spliced from 6 exons. The record is from RefSeq and is a predicted model, not a curated record. Lineage: Eukaryota; Fungi; Basidiomycota; Agaricomycetes; Agaricales; Psathyrellaceae.
AUGACUAUCCGGCUCUGUAAUGUGGAUGUGCCUCUGGAGGUCAUCGAACACAUUGCUUUUUCCCUAGUCGCCUCUGAACCACUUGGAAACCCUAGCAGUCUGCUCCCCUUCUUUCUUACUUCACGGAGUAUCUCCCUCGCUCUCUCGCUCAAGUCACGCACAACGCUCUAUGCUCGUAUCUGUCGUCUCAAAUUUGACGUGGGCGCAGUCUCACGCAGGGAGUUUUCACCCCAUACCAGUGAUCUCAAUGAUCAUCUCGUUCAAAUGUGCCAACUCCUCCAAUUCAUCCGUCGCGGUGAUAUUUGGCACGAGGACGCGAUCGACUACUUGAUCCCCGCAUUCAUUGCCAUGCUGGAUAAUGAUGGGAAAAACCGGGCGCAGCUGGAGGACGCUGGAAUCGAGUCCUUCCUGGACGACUUCGUGAUGAAACGACUCCAUGAAGGAAAGGAGCUGAAUGACAUGUGGCCACUGGAGAACCCCGGCAAUGCCUGCGCCUUGUGGUUAUACUGGAUGUUUACAACUCCGGAAAAAGUCGAAAGCGAAACCCAGCCAAAGAGGAAAGAAAUCCUGAGGUUGCUUCUUCCAUACAUCGUAUGCCCAUAUCGCUAUGUAUCCGCUUACGCACCAGCCACGCAUAGCAUCCUGCCACUUGGAGACUCCAAUCCAAUUCAGAAACAAAUGGUGACCAUUCCCACUGCCCACGGGCUAUACCCCAUCUAUCAUACCGAGCGACAAGGAAGCAUCGUCCUCCACCAUUUCCGUUCCAACACCCCCAUCUUACUCCCUCCAAUCAGUGCUGCUGCCAAGUUAUUGUAUUGGUGUCGUCACGAGGUGUCACCUUUCUUCGCCGUUCCUUCCCAUCUGCCCCUUUUUCAUUCUACAGGGGCUCCGGAAAUCACGCAGGAGAUUCUUCAUGAAUUCAAUAGGUCCAGAGUUGCGAAGCUUCCAGAGGUCGCACGGUGGGACUGGGAUCAGGGUACGCUCACUGUCAAUGGCGUCCGUGUGAAGGAGAGCGGACAGACAAGACCUUCCCAGCGAUGGGAUAUGGACUGGUGGAGGAUGCGGAUGUGUCGUGACGUAUUCUACAAGCAACCUCGAUGGAGAUUGGGACAUGUGUAUAUGAGGGGUUUGCUCAGCGGCGUGUGGCAUGGCGUCUAUUUCCUCGUUAAUGAACCCUCGAUUCAGGAGAUGCUGCGGACCUCACGUUGCCCCGCCGACCUCUCUAGCUCCUCGCUCGCUUUCAUGCCGCAGCCUAUGGUUAUGAAGAUCCAAGAACACGGGUUCGUCAGAAUACCCCCUGUCCAGAGGUCGCCGUCCCCGAUCUCUAUUGAAUCACAAUCAAGACCCAUCCCAUUUGCCGAACCUCAGACCAUCACUGCUUGGGAAGAUGUGGAGAACCAACCCAAACGCAUUGUCGAACCUGUCGAUCGCAGCCUCUCUAACGCGUGGUUUCCUGGUGCUAUUGGGAAUCUGCACUGGGUCAGAGGACCCGAUCUCGAAGUUGGCCCCAGAGAUCCCAUGGCACUGCCAGCAGCUCACGGCGAGCCACGCCUACGUCCGGCCAAUGAGUCUACUCGAUUCUUCUUACGCGAUCCCGGAGUACCUCAUCCCGAGCACCACACCUUCGAUUCGAUCCCUGCCAGCUUGACACAGCAUCACGUUUACGAGACGUACGAUCCCAAGAGGGAGAGUAUGCAUGAGCGAUUGGUUGAUGCCUCGAGGGACCCGAAAUUAUUCCAUCUCGGAUGUCUUCGUUGUGCUGACAGAGAGUCGUAUCUGGCCGCUCGCCGAGCUCGAGAUUGGUCAGAGGCUCGCAGACUCGCCGAAGACACCUUUGCAAGCGUCGGGCUGGGUUUCUUGACCCUCGAUACGCUGGAGUCAGAGUCUGACGAAGAUGACGAGGGCGGCGGAGUUGUCGACCUACGCCUUGACAUGGAGGAUUUGGAGGGGGAAACAUCUUCGCCUCUCUCAGAGUGCUUUUGUGACGACGGGGAUUGCGCAUGGUCCAGAUGCGAGGAGUCGAGCGAGGAGGUGGACGAGCAUGAGGACGCCGAAUGUGGACAUCCGGGGGUAUACAAUAUCCACGGGAAUGUACACUACGGACCUCUACGGCGGUCUCAUGAUCGCUACAGAGUGGAAGAAUGCGAUGGGGGUGUAGAGGACACUGUCGUCACCAGCGAGCCUGAUGCUACGCGUGACGCCUCUCUGGGUUAUAGCAUAUACUACGGUCGUGUGCGACGCUGGGAUGGUCUUGUCGCCAUCUUGAAGCAACAAAUCCUCGGCGAGCGCAUUGCAAGCCUCUUGUUCUAUGGGUACAUUUGCGGACAAGACAAUUUUGUUGGGAACUGGAGAUAUGCGGGGACUGACCCUUUGCUACCGAGCUUUGAGAGCUGUUUCAUCAUGAGCAAGAAAAGGGACUGA